Molecule: messenger RNA, 1672 nt
Organism: Saimiri boliviensis boliviensis (Bolivian squirrel monkey)
Lineage: Eukaryota; Metazoa; Chordata; Mammalia; Primates; Cebidae
Gene: VSIG2
Product: V-set and immunoglobulin domain containing 2
Source: RefSeq, a predicted model, not a curated record
GCCUCUCCCCUGUUUGCUCUGAGAUACCAGUCUCACUCCUGCCCAGUCCAGGCGGCUACCCUUGGGUGCUCCCUUCCCUCCCCGACACCCAGACUGACCUCGACCGCCCGCCUGGCAGGAGCAGGACGGCUGGACGCGGCCAUGACCGGGCUCCCGGGGCCCUUUCUCUGCGGGGCCCUGCUAGGCUAUCUGUGCCUGAGUGGUGAGGAGGGGCCCGGUGGGAUCACAGCAAGAGCUGGGGGGCGCAGGCCCGGCUUCCCGUCUCCUAGGGACCCACUCUGUCCCUGCCAGGCCAGCUAAGGCUGCCGUGGGCCUCACGGGUCCUAAGGUGCCUGGGGUGAGGCUGGGAGCAGGUGUUGAAGGCCAAGAGGGCAGAGGAGAGAGGCCCCCAAGCUGGCGGAGUUCAGCCUCUCCGUGGUACAGGCCUGAACCACCCACCGCAGGGGUAGUAUUUUUCUCUCUCUGCUAAACACACACACCCUCUUACCUGGGCCGGUCUUGGCCCUUUUACCCACAAAGACCAGGCCCGUCCUGGAAACCUCAGGUUUUGGGAAGGGAGGGGUUGGAUUGAGGAGAGGGUGUUGUGCCCUGGGGAGGGAGCCCUCAGCUUUCAAUGUAGAUGACCGGAGUGGGCCCAACCCUCCAGAUCGCUGGAAUUUGGGUUCCCACCUCCCUUUGGUUCCGGGCCACAGGGCUGGCAGUGGAGGUGAAGGUACCCACUGAGCCGCUGAGCACGCCGGUGGGGAAGACAGCCGAGCUGACCUGCACCUACAGCACGUCGGUGGGAGACAGCUUCGCCCUGGAGUGGAGCUUUGUGCAGCCUGGAAAACCCGUCUCCGAGUCCCAUCCAAUCCUGUACUUCACCAAUGGCCAUCUAUAUCCAACUGGUUCUAAGUCAAAAAGGGUCAGCCUGCUUCAGAACCCCCCCACAAGGGGGGUGGCCACGCUGAAACUGACUGACAUCCACCCCUCAGAUACCGGAACCUACCUCUGCCAAGUCAACAACCCACCAGAUUUCUACACCAAUGGGUUGGGGCUAAUCAACCUUACUGUGCUGGUUCCCCCCAGUAAUCCCUCCUGCAGUCAGAAUGGGCAAACUUCUGUGGGAGGCUCUAUUGCCCUGAGAUGCAGCUCUUCCGAGGGGGCUCCCAGGCCAGUAUACAACUGGGUGCAUCUUGGAUCUUCUCCUACACCGUCUCCAGGCAGCAUGGUUCAAGAUGAGGUGUCUGGCCAGCUCAUUCUCACCAACCUCUCCCUGACCUCCUCGGGCACCUACCGCUGUGUGGCCACCAACCAGAUGGGCAGUGCAUCCUGUGAGCUGACCCUCUCUGUGACUGAACCUUCACAAGGCCGAGUGGCUGGGGCUCUAAUUGGGGUGCUCCUGGGCGUGCUGUUGCUGUCAGUUACUGUGUUCUGCCUGAUCAAGUUCCAGAAAGAGAGGGGGAAGAAUCCCAAGGAGACAUAUGGGGGCAGUGACCUACGGGAGGACGCGGUCGCUCCUGGGAUCUCUGAGCACACUUCGAGGGCUGAUUCUAGCAAGGGGCUCCUGGAAAGACCCUCAUCUGCCAGCACGGUGACGACCACCAAGUCCAAGCUCCCUAUGGUUGUGUGACUUCUCAUCCCUGAGGGCAGUGAGGGGAAAUAUCAGUAAUUAAAGUCUGCGGGUACCAUA